CUGUCUUGUCUCCCUGGCAACAUACAAUAGAGGAAGUUUAGAAAGCACUGACCUGCCCACUUUUACCUGCUACUAUGUCAGCAUAUCAACCCUUGAGCCGUUACAGGUUUGUAGGAAGUAGAGUGAGACGCGACAUGGAGGCAGACUUGCUGCUGGGGAACUGAACUAAGUUGCUGUUUUCACUACUAACAAAACAAGUACAGUACUUCAUGGUCAUGGAUACAAUCUUUGCUACCCUGGCUUGUUACCUCAUGGCCCUGUCUAUUGCUGUGGCACAAACAGAAAAUAGGAAUUUGACUACCACACCUACAAUAACAAACCCUGACUUCAACCUGACACACACGACUACAGUGGUAACCCCAUCUAACUCAACUGCACAUGUAACUGUUAUCUCAAACCUGACUGAGAGCACCACGGCAUUUACCAGCACGACACGGCAGAAUGAAACAUUCAGCGAAACUACAGCAACUACAACUGAGAGCACAAGUCAUUUCCAGACUUCUCAGUCAACAACCAUCAUGACUUCUCUAACAAAUAGUACAUCAGUGAUGACUACAACUGGCACUCCCACUUCAACAUUUACUGCACGUACAACGCCAGCAAAGCAGACCACAGAAGGCUACAUAAGUACACCUGUUACUACAGUAAUUACUUCAAAUUCAUCUCACACUGUCAACACAACUGCAGAUAUAAUGGACAGAACCACACAAGGUUUGGGACUAAACAUUUCAGAAAGGAAUAUGACUAUUCUCUUCAGCGUUGUACUUGGAGUGUUUGCUACGACAUUGGUUGUGUUCAUGUACCACAGAUGCAAACACAAAAUCCAAUACUUCCAUCAGCCUCUUGACAACACUGAGGACACAGAUGCAUUUGUGGCAGACGAUGACACACUUGUAAUUUCUGGAGGACUUUAUGAUGGUCACCCAAUAUACGACAAUGUACCAACAGUCCCAGCAGACCAAUCUCAAUUCCGUCUUGAGUUCCUUCAUUAAGGAGAGAGAGGUCCUUUGCUGCUCGAUAGGCAUGGACAAAACCAAUUUUCUUCAUCUCCCAAUUAGUGCAAUUUCAAGAUGGAAAUUUCACCCCUGUGAAAUUAUAAAUCUUCAUGAGAGGCUAAUGGGAGGAAGAGAAAAUGAUGAUGGGCAGAACAUUUAAACAAGGACAAUGCUGAUUGAUUUGAACAUCACUUUUACUUAUAUCACUGCCAAUACUAAGAUACAUAAAUAUAUUACGGUAAAUAUAUUUAGAUAGUAAUACAUAACAACUACACCUUUUCCCACAUCAAUGUUAUACACAUAUGCAGAAUGAAUGAGAUUUCAUGUGAAUACCAGUAAGGAUAAAUAAUUCCAUAAAACAGCACUACAACAAACAGAUUUUUUUCUUCUCAGUACUUAAAGCAUAGAGGGUGAUUCAACACUCUUAAAAGUCACUUAAAAGUUACCUCAGAACCCCAACCAAAAACUUGCUAAACAAGCUGGAGUAUGAAUACUUAAAUAUUUCUACUGUUUUACUAUUUCUACUUUUUAGCUGAUCCAUAACAAAACCAUAUAAGCAUGUUAAAAAAUACAUUUGCCUUUUUGAUCCCUAACAGUACUAUAUGCAUGUUAUGAAAGUUGGAAUAUGAACACCAAAAUCUGUCUAAUGCUGUUUUUAUCACUCUUUAUCUGACCUUUACCGGCACUAUUUAUCCAAAUAUCUUCUCAUUGGUCUUCUUCUUUUUUUUGUCCCCACCAGUAACAGCAGUCCAACCAGCAUCUCUCAUCCUUUUCAUUGCAGCUAGCUUCAAGGAGUUCCCUGGUGAUUUAUGAGUGACAGGGCUCUGGAUCUGAAAUCAUUUGUAACUUUAUUUUUUAUAAUAUUAAAUAAAAAUUACCAGGGACUUUUUCUUCUUUGUCCACGCAUAACAUGCAUACAUAUAAUUUUCAAAUAGCACUGCACCACUGUGGCCAUGUUACCUUUUUAAGGAUGUUGCGUUUGUAGAGUGGAGCAGACAAAUUGGGUGUGGGUGCACUUGCAAAGCUCUGUCAAGAAGAGAAACAAAAGGCCAAAUCAGUUCUUCUGGCAAUCUUGCACAAAUGAUCAAAUGAACACCACCAACACAGUUUGUGAUACUGUAUACUUUUAACAAAGAUUCCAUCAACCAAUGAAAAUAAAACUCACCAAGAGAUCAUUUUGAUCAGAGCUGUCAGACUUUGGAUCAAGCUCUAUGGUGCUCUUCGCCCAGCGUGCCGCCUUUUCAGAAGGGGGUGUUCGUAUUCUGUAGGACUGUAAGGGAAUUCAAAGAGUAAAUGUCAGCAAAUGGCAUUCAUAUUUUUAUUCAUUUUGGAAAAUGUCAAAAUGAUACUGUAUAUUACUUUGAUCUUUGAUGUUCCGCCAACCCUGUUGGUAAUAUUUUUUGGGUUUUUCAGGUCUUCAUUGUGAAUUUCCUAUGAUGAAAAGUCAAUAUGAGAGUGGAAUGAACGAGUUAAUAUGAAUGCUACAUUAGACAUAGAGAAUAGAAUAGAAAAUCGUACAAGCAUUUCAAUAAUAACCAGCAGUUACACGCUCACACUGCAUUCAUUCACUGUUGACAAAACACCUCGCUUUUUUAUCUUCUACACACACAGUUUAUGUGAAUAAUGGACAGUAAGUCUCAAUGAAAAACACAAAUACUGUUGAAAGGUUAUAAGCUGGCAUCCCUGAUGGGAGAAUGGUC
Molecule: messenger RNA, 2695 nt
Organism: Micropterus dolomieu (smallmouth bass)
Lineage: Eukaryota; Metazoa; Chordata; Actinopteri; Centrarchiformes; Centrarchidae
Product: sialomucin core protein 24-like
Exons: 4
Coding region: 210-992 (260 amino acids)
Source: RefSeq, a predicted model, not a curated record